AUGGUUGAACAAGGAAAUCCUUUCACUUCCAUGGUGUCAUGCAAAUGGUUGGUUGUCAUCGGCAUUUUGACUAUCGCCAUCUCUCUGGUUGCCGGCAUCAUUUUGGGUGUUAUCGCCGUCCAUUUCAGUAAUGCUACUGCAGCUAAAGAUUCGGCUUCAACGGCGGACGCGGGAGGUAUUAUGGCGUCAGCCGGAGCUCAGCAGAUGGAUUCAAACACAACAGUUUUCUCUUCCAUCAGCCCCACUUUUAACCCCAUGUUAUCAACGGAGAAGCAUAAUGAAAGAGACGUAACAGACAUAUCGCCAGAAGCAAUAACAGAGCCUACUUACAGUAUUUCACCAAAUACUACCACACCAAAUACUCCUGCCACGACUAGUGCCACGACUCCUGCCACGACUCCUGCCACGACUCCUGCUACGACUCCUGCUACGACUCCUGCUACGACUCCUGCUACGACUCCUGCUACGACUCCUGCUACGACUCCUGCUACGACUCCUGCUACGACUCCUGCUACGACUCCUGCUACGGCGCCUGUCACAACUACUGCUAAGACCGCAACAACAAGUCCCACGACUAGCUCUACAAUGGGGCGACCACUAUGA
This is a messenger RNA of Daphnia carinata, 603 nucleotides long. Its product is annotated as G8 domain-containing protein DDB_G0286311-like. The transcript is spliced from 4 exons. Bases 1 to 603 code for a protein of 200 amino acids. The record is from RefSeq and is a predicted model, not a curated record. Lineage: Eukaryota; Metazoa; Arthropoda; Branchiopoda; Diplostraca; Daphniidae.